AUGAGCGGUGACCUCGAUCAACCGCCUCUCAAGAAACAGCGCUUCUUCUCCGAAGAUCCGUCUGCGCCGCAAGCUUCAUCGUCCCCGACCCGCGACGCGUCUUUCCCUCGUCACUGCCCCUGCAUCGAGAAUUCUGACCCCGAGCACAACGACCAGCAACGUGUCCCCGAAACACCGACUCGUGAUCGCCUGAAUCAUUCUGGUCAGGAAACAGCGAUACCCAUAGAUCCCCCGAUCAAUAUAGAGGCAUCCGAGGCCAGCCCAACACCGGAUCGAACCAUCAAAGCAACCUCGGAGUCGGUGGCACCGUCUCCCAUCAUCAUCAAAGGCUUUGACGUCGAUUUGUUCACCAGCAUUAUCGGCGAACAACUACCCUACGAGUCAAUAAAAGCCAUUCAGACCGCCGCAUCGAGCAAUGUCGAGCGAGCCGUCAACAUCUACUUCGAUGGAUCCCAACGGUCGUUUGAAAUCGACGACAAUCCGAGCAACCCUCCCCUGCAACCAAAUUCUGCCGGCGACUCCUCUGGAUCGUCCUCUUCAGCCAAAGGCAAUAAUAUCUACGAUCCCUCUCCCGUUCUGCGCAAACAACCCGCGACAAGAUAUAUUGGUGCCUUUGGAGUAGGUGGAUGGGCAACAAGGAGUGGCCUGGCACUGUUGAAGCAUGGUGAUCCGGUCAAUAUCGAACGUGCAAGAUCACAGCCGGUGACAAAGCGGGCUCGUAAUGGGAAAAUGAUCGUCAAUCAAAAGGGCGACGUUCUGACUCGUUUCACGAAUACUCAAGGGCAAGAAAUCGGUAGACUGCCCCAUGAGACUGCGGAGUGGGUUUCAACCCUUUUAGAUCAAAAAAUAUGCCAGUUCGAGGCUGUAUGUGUAUACAUGCCGGACAGAGUGCGCGUCAAUGAUACGGUCUACCUCCAGCUUCGUUGUUUCUUACGCAAAGAAGCCUUUCAGCGUGGUCCUUUUGCUGACACCAGUGACGACAACCGCGCCGUGAGCAUGUUCGAGGAGAAGGAAAGCACCGAGGAGAAAAGCCUUCGACUUCGACAAGUUGCUCUUGUUAAGCUUUUCCACGAGAUCAAUCUUCAGCCGACUUCGAUCAACCCGACAACCGAAAAGCAUAAAAGAGAGGGACUUCUUCAGGCCGCCGAAAUGGCAGAGAAGUAUGACGGGGUCAAGAAGGAGAAAUCGAAGACCAGUAAAGAUGACGAUGAAUCUUCUUCCGAGGACGACACUCAAGAAUUGGAGGAAGAUCAACUGGACAGUCUCUAUCGCAAGGCCCAGUCUUUUGACUUUAAUAUGCCCGAGGCUGAGCCAGGCCCGGACUUCGUUCUCGACCUUCGCAAGUAUCAGAAGCAAGCGCUUCAUUGGAUGUUAUCCAAGGAAAAGGACAAGCAACAAGGUCGUGAACGCUCGAUGCACCCCCUAUGGGAAGAAUAUAUCUGGCCAACCAAGGACGUGGAUGACAAAGACCUCCCAGCGGCUGAAGGCAUUGACCACUUUUAUGUGAAUCCCUACUCGGGCGAUUUGAGCGUGGAUUUCCCCGCGCAAGAACAACGUUGUCUCGGUGGGGUUCUAGCCGAUGAAAUGGGCCUAGGAAAAACUAUUGAGAUGCUCAGUUUGGUCCACACCAAUAAGACCGAACCUCGUACUGAGACGUCGAAUGGAAUAUCCUCUGUCAAUGACCUGGCAAGGGUUCCAAAUUCAUCCACCGCCGUGGUCCCUGCACCUUAUACAACAUUGGUGGUUGCUCCCACGUCAUUGCUCGCUCAGUGGGAAAGCGAAGCGCUCAAAGCCUCCACUCCUGGAACAAUGCGUGUUCUUAUGUACUACGGAUCGGAGAAGGCAGUAAAUCUUCGAGACAUUUGUUGCGAGGCAAAACAUGCCUCUGCUCCUCACGUUAUUGUCACCAGUUACGGUGUUGUGUUGUCUGAAUUCCGUCAACUUGGUUUACAAUCAUCGAUGGCUGCCGGUGCCCACAAUGGGUUAUUCUCGGUUGAAUUUUUCCGUGUAAUUCUGGAUGAAGCGCAUCUGAUUAAAAAUCGACGUUCAAAAUCUGCUCGAGCAUGCUAUGAGCUCAAAUCACUCCAUCGGUGGGUCCUUACUGGCACCCCCAUUGUCAAUCGCCUGGAGGAUUUAUUCAGUUUGGUCCGAUUUUUGAAAGUCGAGCCGUGGAGCAACUUCUCCUUCUGGAAAACCUUCAUCACGGUACCAUUCGAAUCUAAAGAGUAUGUUCGUGCCUUGAAUGUGGUACAGAGUGUGUUAGAACCUCUUGUUCUCCGGCGAACCAAGAGCAUGAAAACGCCUGACGGUGAGCCGUUGGUGCCUUUACCUCGACGUGUAAUCAACAUCGAGGAAGUAGAGCUCUCACAACAGGAACGAGAGAUCUACGACUGUAUUUAUACCCGUGCCAGGCGCACCUACAACGAGAAUGUCGCGGCCGGCACCCUCAUGUCAUCUUACUCAACAAUCUUUGCCCAGAUUCUUCGCCUUCGACAGACCUGCUGCCACCCAAUUCUGACUCGCAAGAAAGAAAUUGUCGCCGACGAGGAAACUCUAGCAGCCGCACUCGAAGCGACCAGUGAGCUGAAAGACGACAUGGACCUUCAAGAGCUAAUCAAUCAAUUCUCGACCUCGACUGAAAACGCCGAAUCCGAGACCGCGGAAGCUGAGGAUAGAUCCAUGAAGAAGUUCACAGCACACGCACUCCGACAGAUACAGACCGAUUCCAGUGGCGAGUGUCCAAUCUGCUGUGAGGAUGAGAUGAUAGAGCCGGCCGUCACUGCCUGCUGGCAUAGUGCUUGUAAGAAGUGUCUUGAAGACUUUCUCCGGCACCAAAUGAAUAAGGGAGAGCAGGCACGUUGUUUCUCAUGCCGUGUUCCGGUCGACGCCAAAGACAUCUUCGAACCAUACCUAUGGAAAAACUCCCCCUUUGACGAAGACCUGCCCGCCAUUACUGAGCUUGCUCCUCGCAUAUCACUACGACGUAUCAACCCGCUCUCUCCCUCCGCGCACACGUCGGCCAAAAUCCACGCCCUGAUCAGCCACCUUGGCCGAAUUCCUCCCAAUACAAAAUCCAUCGUGGUUUCCCAGUUCACAUCCUUCCUGGAUCUUAUCGGUGACCAGCUCUCUCGUGUCGGGGUAUCACACCUUCGUCUUGACGGCUCGAUGCCCCAGAAAGCCCGCGCUGCUGUCUUGGCAGAGUUCACCAAAACUGACACAUAUGUUGACGAGAUCGUCGAUACCGAAGAUGACAGCCCUAGAAAGAAAAAGGCAUCAGCUUCCAAACCUCAACCCUCCUCACCGCCGGCGACCGUCCUCCUCCUUUCCCUCAAGGCUGGUGGUGUCGGACUCAACCUCACGGUUGCGAGUAAUGUCUUCAUGAUGGAUCCAUGGUGGAGUUUCGCCAUCGAAGCGCAAGCCAUCGAUCGUGUCCACCGAAUGGGACAAACACGAGAUGUCGCUGUGACACGAUUUGUGGUCAAAGAUUCUAUCGAGGGCCGCAUACUCAGUGUACAAGAGCGCAAGAUGAAUAUCGCCGGCACACUUGGCUUACGUGUUGGCGGUGACGACGCCGACGAUGAUAAAAAGAAAGACAAACUCGCCGAUCUAAAGUUGCUCUUCGAGUAA
Molecule: messenger RNA, 3627 nt
Organism: Penicillium manginii
Lineage: Eukaryota; Fungi; Ascomycota; Eurotiomycetes; Eurotiales; Aspergillaceae
Product: DEAD/DEAH box helicase
Exons: 3
Coding region: 1-3627 (1208 amino acids)
Molecular function (GO): hydrolase activity, acting on acid anhydrides, in phosphorus-containing anhydrides; ATP-dependent chromatin remodeler activity; zinc ion binding
Source: RefSeq, a predicted model, not a curated record